Molecule: messenger RNA, 2933 nt
Organism: Rubroshorea leprosula
Lineage: Eukaryota; Viridiplantae; Streptophyta; Magnoliopsida; Malvales; Dipterocarpaceae
Source: the annotation of a GenBank genome assembly
UUAAAGAAUAUUAAAGUUUGUGAAAGGAACUGCAUGCAUGGUUAAAGAAAAGAUCAAAUUUCAGAUGCCUACCAACUUGAAAAUUAUUUAAAAGUUUAGAGGAAAAUUAGGCAAAAAGAUUGGAUUUUUAAGAGAGAGAAACGGUGAAGGGGUAGGGGGAGAGAUGAAGUGUCGAUUCCAGCAGGAAGUUCAUGAAAGGGGUUGUCUUUGAGCUGAGCUUGGAGGAGGGAUUGAUUUUCUGAUCUCACCCAGAGUGCCUGAAUGACUCAGUUAAAGCAUCUAUUGAAUGAGAAUCGUGAAAGUGAUGCGGAACUGCUAGGCCAUGUAUCAUGCACCAAUGUGGAGGAUGUGGAAAGGCUUGAUGAGAAGGACCUCUCAAAUGGAGAUGUCUAUAAUGGCACUUUCAAGUGUAUGCUUCCCCAUGGUAAGGGAAAAUAUACAUGGUCAGAUGGAACAGUCUAUGAUGGUGACUGGGAAGAAGGAAAAAUGACAGGCAAAGGACAGAUAUUCUGGCCAUCAGGAGCAAAAUAUGAGGGUGAUUUUUCUGGAGGUUACCUGCACGGUUUUGGCACAUUUGUUGCAACUGAUGGAUCAAUUUAUAGAGGUACAUGGAGGAUGAAUAUACGGCAUGGAUUGGGGAAAAAGGACUAUUGUAAUUCGGAUAUUUAUGAAGGAUCUUGGAGGGAAGGAGUACAUGAAGGCAAUGGUAGAUGUUCUUGGAAUAAUGGAAAUACAUAUAUUGGGAAUUGGAAACAUGGGAAAAUGCAUGGUAGAGGUGUUAUGAAAUGGGCAAAUGGUGAUCUUUAUGAUGGCUUUUGGUUUAAUGGCCUCAGACAUGGAUCUGGAAUAUACAGGUUUGCAGAUGGAGGAUAUUACUUUGGAACAUGGACCAGGGGCCUAAAGGAUGGAAAAGGAACAUUCUACCCUGCUGGAAGUAGACAUCCAUCUGUAAGGAAGUUGCAUGCCUCUUUGGGUUAUGAUGAUAGUAGAAAAGGCUUGUUAGCUCAAAGUUCAUCUUUAAAUUCUGAGGAAUUCAAGGUUAGGAAAACAAGUGUUAAGCGCAGCAUUUCUGAGAGGAUAUCGAUUGGUGGAAGUUUAAGAAGUUCAGGUCGAAUGUCACACAAGACUACUUUGUCAGAUGUUAAUUCAAACCGUUCUAAUGCUGCUGGAGAUAUUAUGCGUAAUGAUUCCUCAUUCAGAAUGUCCCAUGCAUCUGAUGGUAGUCAAAGUGAGGGGCAAGAUAACAAUGCUGUUGUUUACGAAAGGGAAUACAUGCAAGGAAUUUGUAUUAAAGAGAUACUGAGGAGUUCUACAGAACUGUCACACAACACAAAACAGCCAAAUAAGUUUCAUUCACAAGAAGCAAAAAAGAGUUCAUGUGCAAGCAUUUUCAAGCACAAUGAUAGCUAUUAUUUAAUGCUUAACUUGCAACUUGGUAUCAGGUAUACAGUUGGUAAGAUAACCCCAGUGCCUAGUCGUGAUGUUCGAGCUUCUGAUUUUGGAGAUCGAGCUAGAAUAACUAUGUUUUUCCCCAGAAAGGGUUCACAGUUCACACCUCCACACAAAUCCAUUGAUUUCUACUGGAAGGAUUAUUGCCCUAUGGUUUUCAGGGAUUUGAGGGAGUUGUUCAAAUUAGAUGCAGCAGAAUACAUGAUGUCCAUUUGUGGUGAUGAUGGUCUGACAGAGCUUUCUUCACCUGGGAAAAGUGGAAGCAUCUUCUAUCUUUCUCAUGAUGAUAAAUUUGUCAUUAAGACAUUGAAAAAAUCUGAGCUCAAGGUUCUACUCAAGAUGUUGCCUUUCUACCACACUCAUGUAAAACUGCAUGAAAAUACUCUCAUAACCAAAUUUUUUGGGCUCCACCGGAUAACAUUAAAAGGCAGAAGAAAGGUUCGCUUUGUGGUUAUGGGGAAUAUGUUUUGCACUGAAUUGCGAAUUCAUCGUCGUUAUGAUCUGAAGGGAUCAACUCAUGGAAGAAUUACACCUAAAGAGAAGAUUAGAGAGAACACCACAUUAAAAGACUGUGAUCUAUCCUAUAGAUUUCAUAUGGACAAAUUGUUGCAAGAAUCCCUUUUCAAGCAACUUUCUCUCGACAGCCAUUUCUUAGAAGCUCAAGGGAUAAUUGAUUAUAGCCUUCUUUUGGGUGUACAUUUUAUCGCUCCUAAGCAACUAAAUGGUCUUGUAGAACCUCCAGAUGCAAUAUCCACUAAUGAGAAUACACCUGAUGGGUGUGGUGUGACCUCAGAAGGCGAGCUGCUGAUUCCUGCAAAAGGUUUGCAGCUAGUGGCCCAUGAACCAAGCUUUGUUAACACUGCACCAGGUCCCCAUAUCAGAGGAAGUACAAUGAGGGCACGCUCUUUAGGUGACAGGGAAGUUGAUCUUUUACUUCCCAGCUGUGAAAGGUUACGAGUACAGUUAGGCGUAAACAUGCCAGCUCAGGCUAAUCGCAAGCUAGAAAACGGGGAGGCAGACUCUGCAGAAGUUGAACUUUUUGAGGUUUAUGAUGUUGUUCUCUAUUUGGGAAUAAUUGAUAUCUUGCAGGAAUACAACAUGAGAAAAAGAACUGAGCACACUUGCAAAUCAAUGAAAUUUGACCCAGUGACGAUAUCUGUUGUCGAUCCCCAGCUGUAUGCUAAACGUUUCAUCAAUUUCUUGCGGCGAACAGUUUUCCCUGAGCAACCACCUUUCUCCUGACCGUCAUUGUUUCAUACUAUCUUGUAUUUCCCCUUUGUUGUAGGGUUCUAAUCAUUCAUUGUAAAGGGGUGCCAUAUGCAGCCUGUCUACUAUAUGUAGAGUAUAUUUGGGUGCAUGUAAUUAGCGCCGCACUAUUUCUUUCCAUUAUUCUUUUUAUCUGAGUUUAGUCCUCCUCUGUCCUGGAUAUAGCAGUAGCAGAGAGACAAUCUGCUCUGGUUCUUGCAUAAAAAUUUUUCAUCAUA